AUGACGUCGAUAGGCACAGGCUACGACCUGAGCAACUCCAUCUUCUCCCCCGAUGGUCGUAACUUCCAAGUCGAGUAUGCCGUGAAGGCAGUCGAGAACGGCGGCACAUCCAUCGGUAUCCGCUGCAAGGAGGGUGUCGUUCUCGCCGUCGAGAAGAUCAUCACCUCCAAGCUAUGGAAGCCCAACGCCAACAAGCGCAUUGCCACCAUUGACAGACAUCUCGGUGUUGUCUACUCAGGCAUGGUUCCCGACGGCCGCCACUUCGUCGACCGUGCUCGCGAAGAAGCCCGCGGCUGGCGUGAUACCUUCAAGACCCCCAUCUCCACCGCCGACCUCGCUGCCCGCAUGGGCGGCUACCUCCAAGCCUACACCCUCUAUUCCUCCGUACGCCCCUUCGGUAUCACCGCCAUCGUCGGCGGCUUCGACCCCUCCCAAGAGUCUCCCGUCGACGGCGAGGUCGGUUCUGGCCCCAAGGUCGGCGCCGGAGGCAAGGACGAAUCCAAGACCCACGGCGGUCCCUUUCUCUACAUGAUCGAGCCUUCAGGUCUGUACUGGGGCUACUACGGUGCCGCCACCGGCAAGGGCCGUCAGGCUGCCAAGGCCGAGCUUGAGAAGCUCGACCUGGCUGAGGGAGGCCUGACGCUGAAGGAGGCCGUCAAGGAGGCUGCCCGCAUCAUCUACGUCGCCCACGACGACAACAAGGACAAGGAGUUCGAGCUUGAGAUGAGCUGGAUCAGUGACGUGAACGGCCCCACCAAGGGCCGUCACGAGGAGGUACCCAAGGAGCUGCGUGAGGAAGCGGAGCGGUUAGCCAAGAAGGCUCUCGAGGGCGAUGAUGACGAUGACGAGGACAAGAAGGAUGACGACAAGAUGGAAGAAGACGACAAGAGCAACGACAGGAGCGACGACAAGAACGACGACAAGGACGAGGACGUGGACAACGGAAGCGAUGGUGAUAGAAGCGAUGACGAUAGAAGGGAUGACGAUAGAAGCGAUGACGAUAGAAGCGAUGACGAUAGAAGCAAUGGAAACGAUAACGACAACGACGACGACGAUAGGAGUAACGAUGACGAGGACAACGAGGGUGAAGUAGACUAUAGUCACAGGAAAAAUAGCCAGCAUAACACAGGAAAAAUAGGCGGUCUCUCUACGGUAAUCCUAGAGACACUGGACAUCUUAUGUUUACUCAGACGUGCACGAGCUCACUUUCUUCAUCCUACUUCGAGCAACAAGUUCCACGUCACAGUAGAGGCCGUAUAA
Messenger RNA from Colletotrichum siamense, 1260 nucleotides. RefSeq names its product putative proteasome subunit alpha type-7 (gene PRE10). NCBI's taxonomy places the organism in Eukaryota, Fungi, Ascomycota, Sordariomycetes, Glomerellales, Glomerellaceae. The transcript is spliced from 4 exons. Gene Ontology annotation, cellular component: proteasome core complex; proteasome core complex, alpha-subunit complex; nucleus. Gene Ontology annotation, biological process: ubiquitin-dependent protein catabolic process. The coding region runs from base 1 to 1260 and encodes 419 amino acids. The record is from RefSeq and is a predicted model, not a curated record.